Ostrinia nubilalis (European corn borer) is the source of this 3505-nucleotide messenger RNA. RefSeq names its product polyribonucleotide nucleotidyltransferase 1, mitochondrial (gene PNPase). Gene Ontology annotation, cellular component: cytosol; mitochondrion. Gene Ontology annotation, biological process: mitochondrial RNA 3'-end processing; mitochondrial mRNA catabolic process. Gene Ontology annotation, molecular function: 3'-5'-RNA exonuclease activity; polyribonucleotide nucleotidyltransferase activity; RNA binding. NCBI's taxonomy places the organism in Eukaryota, Metazoa, Arthropoda, Insecta, Lepidoptera, Crambidae. The record is from RefSeq and is a predicted model, not a curated record. The transcript is spliced from 13 exons. The coding region runs from base 181 to 2430 and encodes 749 amino acids.
UCCGUGUUGUCAGUCAGCUGAUUAAUUAUAAUUUUGUUCCUGAAAUUAUUUCGUGAAUAUUUUGUGAAAAAUAUUAAAGAAAAACCAUACAUCUUACAACAUAUUCAUUGCUAUUUAUCAUCAAAAAAUCGAAAUAGUAAAAAAGUGUUAUUCUAGUGAAUGUGAAACUCAAAAGAUUCUAUGAAAAUGUUGUCGAAACAUUACAAACUUUUGCCUAAAUUGAGGGCUCAAUCCGUUUAUCACUGCCGCUAUUUCUCAUCACAAACCAACGCCAAAGAAAUGGACGUUUCUUUUUCUAAUGGAUUAAAUUUAAACUUCUCCCAUGGGCGCUACGCACGCUUCGCAGACGGGGCAUGUGUGGCCACACUCGGGAACACCAGUGUUCUAUCGACAGUGGUGUCAAAAGCGAAGCAGAGUCCUGCUUCGUUUCUACCACUUGUUGUGGACUACAGACAAAAGGCAGCUGCUGCUGGAAGAAUACCUACCAACUUUCUGAGAAGAGAACUUGGUCCAACAGAAAGAGAAAUCCUCACCUCAAGACUGAUUGAUCGGUCUUUACGACCGCUCUUCCCCCAAAACUACAAUUAUGACACGCAAAUAGUCUGUAACAUGUUGGCGGUUGACGCAACGAAUCCUCCUGAAACGAUUGCUAUAAACGCUGCCAGUGCUGCUUUGGCAUUGUCCGAUGUGCCGUGGAAUGGACCUGUUGGUGCUGUGAGGGUAGGCCAAAUCGACAACGAAGUGAUAGUGAACCCAACGCGCAAAGACCUCGAGAAGUCGAUCCUGAACUUGGUGGUGGUGGCUACGAAGAGCAACCUGGUUGUGAUGCUGGAGGGGAACGCGUCGGAUAUCUUGCAGCAGGAUCUACUGAGGGCCAUCAAAUUAGGAACUAAAGAAGCUCAACACAUAGUGAGAGCGAUAGAAAAGCUACAAAAGGACCACGGCAAGAUGAAAAGAGAGUUCGAAACUCAGGCGCCGCUGGACCAGAGCAUAGUGGAGUCGAUCAAAACACUGUCUUCAAUGAAAAUAAGGGAAAUAUUAAGUGACCACACCCACGACAAGAUAUCACGCGACGUAGCGGUCUCAGAACUCCGUCAAACCGUGCUCAAUCAGCUCCGCGAUACCGAAGCGGACGUCAAUCAGCUGCAGGACGCGUUCAAUGCGAACCUCAAGCAGAUAUUCAGGGACAUGAUCUUUGAGACUGAUGUAAGGUGCGAUGGACGGCACUUGGACGACUUGAGGAAUAUCAGCUGUGAGGUGUCAUUGUACGAGCCUCUGCAUGGCAGCGCGGUGUUUCAGCGCGGGCAAACCCAGGUGCUAUGCACAGUCGCAUUCGACUCGCCCGACAGCGCUCUAAAAAUGGACACACUCACUAUGCUAACUAGCGGUAUAAAAGAGAAGAACUUCUUCCUUCACUACGAGUUCCCGUCAUACGCGACGGGAGAGGUAGGCCGUGGCAGCGGGCCGGGGCGGCGCGAGGCGGGCCACGGCGCGCUGGCGGAGCGCGGACUGCUGCCGCUGGUGCCGCCGCUGCCCUACGCCGUGCGGCUCACUGCAGAAGUACUCGAGUCCAACGGUUCUAGCUCCAUGGCGUCAGUAUGCGGCGGUUCUCUAGCGCUGUUGGACGCGGGCGUGGGCCUGGCGGCGCCCGCGGCCGGCGUGGCCAUCGGCCUGGUGUCCCGCCACGACGGCGCGACCCUCACGGAUUACAGGAUACUGACCGAUUUGUUAGGUAUAGAAGACUACAUGGGCGACAUGGAUUUCAAGGUAGCUGGCUCCAAGAAAGGCAUCACAGCGCUGCAAGCCGACAUCAAGAUCCCAGGACUGCCUCUGAAGAUUGUCAUGGAGUCUGUGCAGAAAGCUUGUGAUGCGAAGGCCAAGAUCAUUGAUAUUAUGAACCAGUGCAUUGACAAACCCAGACAAGGCCGCAAAGAGAACAUGCCAGUGACCGAGGAGUUGGAGGUGGAAGUCCACCAGAGGGCCAAACUGCUCGGACUGGGAGGAAUCAACCUGAAGAGACUAUACGUGGAAACUGGUGUGCAGGUAACACCAAUAGACGAGAUCAAAUACAGCGUGUUCGCGCCUUCCCAAACGGCGAUGGACGAAGCUAAAGCCCGAAUAGCGGCGUGGCUCGCCGCCGAACGCACGCCGGAAUUAGAAUUCGGCGCGGUUUACAAGGCGAGGGUGGUGGAAGUGAGGGAUAUAGGCGUCAUGGUCACGCUUUAUCCCGGCAUGGCGCCGGCGUUGGUGCAUAACUCACAAUUGGAUCACAGAAAGAUAAUGCACCCCUCAGCGCUAAACCUCGAAGUGGGCUCCGACAUCCAAGUGAAGUACUUCGGCCGGGACCCCGUAUCGGGACAGGCGCGACUGUCCCGUAAAGUCCUGGCGUCCCCACCACCAGGCGUUGUACGCAAACUCGAUAAGAGCUAGUGAUGUGCUGUGAUAUGUAACUCGUGAACUAUUGUGAAGUGUGUUGAAGUGACUGUGGUUGGUGUAUACGGAUCUAAAAGGGGCUAUGCGUGAUAAGCCUUGAAUAGAUUGCGUAUAGAAAAAUAAUAUUCACAAAAAAAGCAACCGAAUUGAGAACCUCCUUGUUGAAGUCUGUUAAAAAAAUACGAAACAGAAUGGUAACUUGAUCUGAUAAAAAACUGGAAAAAAAAAGGAAUGAAACUCCAAACACAAAAAAUAAAUAUCAUGACCUUUAGUGGACUGGUAGUUACUGCUGUAGGGGAAAAUUUUGAUAUAAUCAAGCUUAUAAAAAGAUGAUUAUGAAGCUUUAAUUAUGUACAGUCAGCGUCAAGUAGUUCGUGCGUUACACCCAAAGUAGCCAAUAAGUUUGCAACACGUCUCUGUUAUAAGGUUGUAUUUUUUUUUAUCCCCAACGAGGAAGCUCUUGGCCUGUAUCUCACCUUUUUUCAACUUUUUGGCCACUUUGGGAGUCACAAACUACAAUAAUUUCACACCUAUUUCCUACCACACUUAUUUAAUCUUGUGUCAUAGAAAUUUAUGACUAUUAUGAAAUACUGCCUAGUCAUUAUUUGUUCUAGCCACUCAUUAUGGUCAUAAUGACUCAUGAAAAGCUCCGAAGCGUAAAACAUUUUGUUAAACGCCUCAUUAUCGGUUUUAUGUAUUCAAUUCAGCAUUUAUUGGCUGUAAAACAGAGAAAACCGUAUCAAUUACAUUUAAAUUUUUAAUUGGGUGAAGCGAAAUGGAUCCUGUAUAAUGGAGCGAUUAAACCAUUAUGUGACGAAAAAAGUAAAUACCAACUUUUUGUUUGAACUGCAAAGUUGUUAGCAGCUUGCUGAUAAAUAUUUUUUAAUGCAGCAAUAGUUGCGAGUCGUUAGAAUUGUUAUGUAUGUACUGUUACAUAUAUCAUUUGUUUCUUUUAUAUUUGUUACAAGUACACAAUAAACAUACAAGCUGUGUUACAUAAUGUUUUACAAUUUCUGUAAAAAAAUACAAUAUGAAUUAAAUUAAUUUGUAAAAUUCUAGCUAAUAAUUUAAA